GAGACAGUUGAACACUAUAAAUAAGGUAUACCACUUCUCCAGACAUUGUCAGAGUGAAGUCGUACCCUACCCAGAAUGAAGCUCGCAUCACUGGCUUUAGCUGUUAUACUAACGUCAUGCUACAUGGACAUAGCUGAUGCGGGUUACCGACGGGUAUGCUACUAUACAAACUGGUCAAAACUACGCCCUGGGGUCGGUCAAUUCUUGCCUAGUGACAUCGAUGCUUCCUUGUGUACUCACAUCAUAUUCGCUUUUGCACAUAUCAAGUCUCACAAGCUACAUAAAUACUACAAAAAUGACACUGAACUAUACUCUGAGGUUACCAGUCUAAAACUACAAAAUCCUGACCUUAAGGUCCUUCUGGCUGUCGGCUGGGCCAAUUUCGGACGUAAAGCUUUCUCCAGAUUGGUUUCGGUAUCAUCGAGGAUACAAACAUUUGCCGAUUCCGCCGUGAGCUUUCUCCGCCAACACGAUUUUGAUGGCCUUGACCUAAACUGGGAAUACCCAGCAGUAGGCACCGGAUCACAUCCUGAUGAAAAAGAGAAAUUUGGAGAAUUAUGCAUGACACUGCGACAAGUUUUUGAAAAUGAAUCUGUUUCAACGGGGAAUGAUCGGCUUUUGUUGACAUCAGCAGUAUCGCCAUUGAAAAGCAUUAUAGAUGUCGCUUACAAUGCCUCAGUUCUCGCAGCAAAUCUAGACUUCGUGAGCAUCAUGACAUAUGACAUGCAUAAUAGUAAUACUGAAAACCAUACCGAUCACCAUAGUCUUCUGAUAGCCCGAUCUGGAGCUGUAGGGGAUGACAAGUACCUCAGCAUGACAUGGGCUGCCGACUACUGGCAAAAACUGGGCGUGGCAGGGCAUCAAAUUAACAUUGGUCUAGCUACAUACGGACGGGGCUUUACACUGACGAAUACUACCUUGUCCGGGAUAGAGGCGUACGCAGAUGGACCGAGUAACGCUGGCCCAUAUACUGAGGCAGAGGGGUUACUCGCAUACUAUGAGGUAUGUGACAUGAUGGCGACUGGAGGUCAAUCCUACAGGAAUUACGGCUCGCCAUACUUCGUUCACGCUGACCAGUGGAUUGGGUAUGAUGACGAAGAGAGUAUUCACUGGAAAAUCGUCUGGCUGGUCAAGGAAGACUUGGGUGGCGCCAUGAUAUUUUCCUUCGACCUCGAUGACUUCAGAGGGUCGUGUAAUUCGUCAAUGGGAACAUUUCCUCUAAUCAGAGCAGUGAAAGACAAACUACUCGCUGCUGAGAAUGGCACUCUUCCACUACCAACAAACUUUUACUGUGGAGGGAAGCCUAAUGGCUUGUAUGCGUAUGAAGGAAACUGUAUGGGAUUCGGUAUGUGUAAUGACGGAAAGGAGAAUUGGAUAGACUGUCCGAAUGAGCUUAUGUUCGAUAAAGAUAUGCUGACGUGUGUCUCAAAAGAUAUUGUUAACUGCUUGGUGUGAUCCAUAAUUAUGGCAUUUUAUAUUGACAACUGGCUUGAAUGUAUUGCCAAGUAAAAUAUAUCAAUUUCAUUUGAAUUUGAAUUAAAAAAAAAUUGUAUGAAAA
Molecule: messenger RNA, 1558 nt
Organism: Pecten maximus
Lineage: Eukaryota; Metazoa; Mollusca; Bivalvia; Pectinida; Pectinidae
Product: chitinase-3-like protein 1
Exons: 9
Coding region: 76-1455 (459 amino acids)
Biological process (GO): chitin catabolic process; carbohydrate metabolic process
Cellular component (GO): extracellular region
Molecular function (GO): chitin binding; chitinase activity
Source: RefSeq, a predicted model, not a curated record